UGAAACGCUUAUUCCGAUAAUAAAAUUCAUUUAGUUAAGUGAAAAGUGAGUGCAGUUAUAAUUUGUUUUCCAUUCAUUUUCCAUAAUGGAUUUAUUAACAUUAAUUCUUACAAUUUUUCUUCUUGGGCUUUUGUACUACAACUAUUUUUAUAAUCCAAAAAAGAAUAUUUUCGAUCACUUGGAUAUUCCAUACGUGAAACCACUGCCUUUUUUCGGAAACAUAAUUCCUUGUCUAUUAAGAAAAUUAAAUUACAUCGAACUGGUGACAAAAUUAUACAAUAAAUUUCCAAAUGAAAAAUAUUUCGGUAUGUUUGAUUUUCAAACACCAGUCAUUGUGAUUCGUGAUCCAGAAAUAAUAAAAUCAAUUGGAAUAAAAAAUUUCGAAUCAUUCAUCAAUCAUCGUGGAUUUACGAACGAAAGUAUAGAUCCAAUUUUUGGAAGAUCAUUAUUCUCGUUGAAGGAUAAUCAGUGGAGGGAAAUGAGGACAAUAUUGAGUCCCUCGUUUACGUCGAGUAAAAUGAAAAUGAUGUUUAAUUUAAUGAGAAAUUGUGCGGAAAAAUUCACGCAAGCUCUGCUUGAAAUAUCCACUAAUGAUUCUCAGAACAUUAUUAAUCUCAAGGAUAUUUUUACUAAAAUCAGUGCCGAUGUGAUUUCAACCUGUGCCUUUGGUAUUAAUAUCGAUUCAAUGAGAGAUCCAAAAAAUAAUCUCUACAUGAUUGGUCGGAAAGCGACAAAUUUCGAUGGUAUUCUAUCAUUAAAAUUUCUACUCAUCAGAAAUUUCAAGAGAUUAUCGAAACUAUUCAAAAUAACGAUCUUCAAUUCAAGAGUAAAUCGAUUUUUUACUAAUGUAAUAAGUUCGAAUAUAAAAUUUAGAAAAGAGGAGGGAAUCACGAGGCAGGAUUUUCUUCAAUGGAUGAUGGACUUUCAGGACAAUAAAAAUGAGAAUCGAAAAUUAUCUCUUGAAGAGAUUACGGCAAAUGUUGUACUUUUCUUUGUUGGUGGUUUAGAUGCUGUUUCAUCGGCCUUAUCGUUUGCUCUUCAUGAAAUAACAGUAAACCCCGGGGUGCAGGAAAAAUUACAACAAGAAAUUGAUAAUGUUUUUGAAAAUUCCCCAGGACAUGAGCCAACAUAUCAAGAUAUAAUGAACAUGCCCUAUAUGGAUGCGGUAAUUAAUGAAGUUUUGAGACUUUAUCCAAUUGGAAUUGUUGACAGGAUAUGUAACCGCAAAUUCGAACUUCCUCCAAUUUCAUCUGAAAAAGAACCAAUAACUGUGAGUCCAGGGAUGUCGAUUACGUUUCCCAUGUUUGCUAUUCAUCGUGAUUCUCAAUAUUUCGAAAAUCCAGAAAAAUUCACUCCAGAGAGAUUUUUGAACGAGAAAAGAGUCAAUGCUAGUAGUGCAACUUAUUUUCCAUUUGGUAUAGGACCGCGAAUUUGUAUUGGAAAUCGUUUCGCCCUAAUGGAGAUUAAAGUUGUUUUAUUUUAUCUUUUAGUGAGUUUAAAUUUUCAAUCAUGUUGCAAAACAUCUGUACCGAUCAAAUUUAAGAAAGAUUGUUUUCUUUUAUUACCGGAAGGUGGCUUUUGGUUGAAAAUUGAAAAGAGAAAAUUUCCCUAAAAAUUCUCAGUGGUUCUCUGAUUUCCAGACUUUUUACUGACUGAUUUUGCCUUUUUUCCUGACCCUGAAGAAUAUUCUAAUUCACUCCAAAAAUUAUUAAAAUUUCCAAAUAUGUUGUAUUGCAUUUAUUUACGAAUUUCC
This is a messenger RNA of Leptopilina heterotoma, 1753 nucleotides long. Its product is annotated as cytochrome P450 9e2-like. Bases 86 to 1612 code for a protein of 508 amino acids. The record is from RefSeq and is a predicted model, not a curated record. The transcript has a single exon. Gene Ontology annotation, molecular function: heme binding; oxidoreductase activity, acting on paired donors, with incorporation or reduction of molecular oxygen; monooxygenase activity. NCBI's taxonomy places the organism in Eukaryota, Metazoa, Arthropoda, Insecta, Hymenoptera, Figitidae.